Molecule: messenger RNA, 303 nt
Organism: Rotaria sp. Silwood2
Lineage: Eukaryota; Metazoa; Rotifera; Eurotatoria; Philodinida; Philodinidae
Source: the annotation of a GenBank genome assembly
AUGUCUACAAAAAUAUUUUAUCUUGGCUUUGCAUUUAUGUUCCUUCUUCUACUUAGUAAUAAGUCACAUAUGGUAGAAGCUCAAUACGGUCUUGGGCAAGCUUGCAAAUGGUUAAAAGGAAAGACAGGCUGGGGUUGUGACGAUCGAAUAAGUCGUGGAGUUUGGCAAACAAUAAAUGGUGUGAGUAAUUGUAAUGAUUUUUGUCGUAAACGUUUGGGCAAAAAUGGUGGUCAUUGUGUCUCCAAUGGAAACUAUGAUACAAGCACUUGGUGCCCUAGAGGUCAAACAUGUAGAUGUUAUUAG